AUGGGCGUGGGGUGGCGCCGGACAAAUGAGGCGCUGAAGCAAAAGUGGAACGUGGCGUCCAACGACAAGGGCUUCGUGGUGACCUCCAACUCGCGGAACGAGAUGAUGAUGCGGGACGCGGAGAAGUUUGCGUACCAGCUGAGGAAGGUCGAAGCGCACGUGAAAAGGAUGCAGAAGGACGCCCACGAGAUGAUCUCCGACACCCGGAACAUCAUGCUGUGCUCGCUGCCACGCACGUUCGACUUCACGCCGAGCGGCCAGGCGGUCCCCGAGGACCCCGACCCGAAGCUGAUCGGCCAGAGUGUGCAGCUGGACCGGUUCGCCUCGGCGGACGCUCUCCUGAAGCAGCGCCUGGACGAGGAGGUGUCAGAGCCGCUGGAAGCCUGGCUGGCGGCAUUUCUGGACGUGCAGUCUCGAAUGAGGAAACUGGAGGCGCUGCGCCUGGAGCUGGACUCUAGAAGGCGGACUGUGGACAACCUGUAUGCUGUUGCAGAAAGGCAGAAGCAGGGGCUGGAGGCUGGCAGUGCCAAGCUUCGCGAAAAGCACGAAGCGACUCUUCGAACCUUGCAACACAAGGAGAGCAAGAAAAAUGCGGUGCUCGCCGCCUUCCAGGAACACGAGUCGAACACAUACCAGGCACUUUACACACUACUGAAGGACACAACCUGCCUGAAGGACUACACCGCUGUGGCAUACAGCAUCCUCCAGGAUGUGUUUGGCACUGCCUGCACAGCGUUUGACACUCGGGGCUUCCAUGUCCAAGGCAUCCCCAGUUAUUCACCUCAUGCAACAGCCGAAUGGAACAUCCCCACACAACAGGGUCCGGCACUCCACAAGUCGAGCAGCGGGAGAGGGUUCUUCCGCACCCUCAGUGGGGCCUUCCGGAGCAGGAAGACGGACUCGGCCAACACAGAGGAGGCGCAGUACUGUGGGAAUGGCCACAGCGCGUUUGACAACAUGUCAAUGGGGUGGCAUCUGUAG
This is a messenger RNA of Ostreobium quekettii, 981 nucleotides long. The record is from the annotation of a GenBank genome assembly. Lineage: Eukaryota; Viridiplantae; Chlorophyta; Ulvophyceae; Bryopsidales; Ostreobiaceae.